This is a messenger RNA of Actinia tenebrosa (Australian red waratah sea anemone), 2450 nucleotides long. RefSeq lists its product as uncharacterized. Lineage: Eukaryota; Metazoa; Cnidaria; Anthozoa; Actiniaria; Actiniidae. Gene Ontology annotation, molecular function: DNA-binding transcription factor activity, RNA polymerase II-specific; RNA polymerase II cis-regulatory region sequence-specific DNA binding. Gene Ontology annotation, cellular component: nucleus. The record is from RefSeq and is a predicted model, not a curated record. Gene Ontology annotation, biological process: regulation of transcription by RNA polymerase II.
UUACCCUAUGUUAGAGAGUAGGUCACGUGGCUGGCAGGCCGGCUAUUUGUACAUUGAGCUGGCAAGCAGUUUUCAGUGGCUUAGUAAGUGAUUCAGUGACCAGAGCGAGCCAUCGUGAACUAAGCACGCAGGUUAACGGUUUUACCAGCGAGAAGUGAAGUUCUUAUCCUCGUCUUCAUCAAGGUGCGGAGCCCGGUUGACAUAACUAUUUAAUCUUUUGAUCGGAGAUUUGAAUGGUAAUACCGAGAGCGAUCUUCUCUCUGGAUUUUCAACUUUUUUGUCACUCCAAUACUCAACUGGUUCUCUUUCUCUGCUUGGUUUCUGAUUCAUCUAGGUUAAAGAGGCUAAGCAAAAGCGAUCCAAGAAGAGCAAGCCAAGAUGCCGAGAUCUUUUCUAGUGAAAAAGAAAAAGCUUCAAAAAUCAGCCAGCCCAGAGGACGAAAAAUCAUUCAGCAAUCAAGGUGAUUUAGUUUCAGGUUGUGUUGCAGGUGAAAAAGAAGUGACUUCUAACACUCGGAAUGAGGAUGAAGAACUUAAAGAGAAGUGUUCACAGGAAUUUCACCAAGAUGAAGAAAUUCUCCCAGCCAGUAAGACAGACAUGCAGGCGUUUUUUCGACGCCUAAAAGAUAGGUUAUUGAUCAAUGUUGUGAGUGAACAUGAAGUGGUUGAGGAGAAAGAAAUGAAUGGAUCGGAGAAAAAUGAUAAUAUGAGAUUAGGAUGCGAGAAAGGAUUUCAACAUGAAAUCAAUGAAGAACUACUUGAAGACUAUUUGCAGACAAAGAUACCUACUCAUUGUAGCGCAGAAGAGACAAAAGGACAGGAAAUGUUGAAUAAUACCAAUAAGUCGAAAACAGAAAGUACUGAAAAUGAGGGACAAUCACCGCCAUACAAUAUCAAAGCGAUCGAAAAGGAGUUCUCAAGAAGCUCUAUUAUUUCUGGACGAGCGGAAAGAUCGGGUCAAAGUUUAGGAUACGAUACCGUUGAUCCAUUAGAAAAAAAGAACGAUAGAAAAGAGAGUCAAAUUAGAUGCGAAGAAAAACCUCGCGAGGAAGGAAGAAUGCCUAAUAUUGUAUCUUCCAAGGCAAAUGACGUUUGUAAUGGAAGAAACAAUGAGAGGUUUGUUUACAAUUCCCGAGCUCUGAGAGAAGAACCGACGCCAUUAAUGUGUCGUGGUGACUAUGAAAUGGAAGAAAAAACAAAUGAUAACCUCGCUCACACUAGAAUGAAUGUCACUCAUGAUAACGAGAACCGUAGACAAAACGAAAUGACCUUUCAGAAUGAUUCUACUAAUACUUUUCCUUCUGCGAGUUUUAGCAAGCAAACUCAUGUAGGAACGCCCUGCGAAAAACGGAGUAUCUUUGAAGAUGAACUGGUGAAUCCAACAGGUGCGCACCCGCACCCAGCUUUGAAUAGAAACAUCGACCCGUUUUUUGGGAGCGCGAAUCCGGUCACAAGCCCUUAUUUUCAAGGGGUACAUCCUUUAAAUUCCCCAAUGUAUCCACCUACUCACCUUCCGGAAUUUCGUUCCAUGACGUCAUUGCCCACCGUGCCUCGCGGUGUCAAUGAAUCGGACUAUGUUCGCUAUCUUAUGUUUACAAAUGGUUCGAUCAAAGACCCUAUUAAGAGCUAUCCUUGGUACAACCAUGAUAGUGGUUUUGAAAGGACCCUAUGUCCUUCUACAUGGGACCCAUAUCUUGCACAUACAUUUGAUACCAAGCAUCAGCCAAUCAGAGGAGGGUUUAUAUCAGACGCUCAGAUUUACAAAGAAGGCAAAGAACACCCAGAAGGCCUUGCGGCCAGUCGCUACAAAUGCGGACUAUGCGGUGCGUCGUUCUCGCUACAAAGACUUCUAAACAGACACAUGAAGACUCAUUCUUUCUACAAACGUUACCACUGUCAAUUCUGUGGUAAGGGGUUUAACGAUACGUUUGAUCUUAAGCGUCACAUUCGCACACAUACUGGUAUAAAGCCGUUCAAGUGCAGUAAGUGCGAAAAGGCUUUCACUCAACGCUGUUCAUUGGAAGCGCACUUGACACGCGUGCAUGGCAUCGUACACAGGUUUGGCUUCCGCGAGAGGCGGGAAAAAAUGUACGUGUGCGAGGAUUGUGGGCUCACUUUUAAGGAGAACCAAUCAGAUUUCAGACAGCAUGUUGCUACGCAUCACCCAGAAACAGACAAAGUGUUGCGUUUGCGAAGAAAUGGAUUUCCGUCGUGAAACCACUCUACUUCUUUCAACCAUAAGAUAUCAAUGCUAGGUAUAUUUGUAUAGACAUAUUAGUGGUUAUUGACCCUGAUGAUCAGCCUGAACCGAUAAAUUUUGAAUUCAGUAACAAUAGACUACAUUUCGUAUCACUGUGAAACAACGUGACGUGACGUGCGGCACGGUUACGGCGCGGAACCCUUUCGACCAAUCACAGCGCGCGAGAUAAGUAUCCAUCCAAUCAACGUGCU